Molecule: messenger RNA, 627 nt
Organism: Empidonax traillii (willow flycatcher)
Lineage: Eukaryota; Metazoa; Chordata; Aves; Passeriformes; Tyrannidae
Product: spectrin beta chain, non-erythrocytic 2-like
Exons: 6
Biological process (GO): actin cytoskeleton organization
Cellular component (GO): plasma membrane; cell projection; cortical actin cytoskeleton
Molecular function (GO): actin filament binding
Source: RefSeq, a predicted model, not a curated record
AUGGGGGGGACAGGGAUCCAGGGGUGGUACAGUGUCACCGCCUUCGAGCACAAUGUGCAGGCCCUGAGCGCACAGUGUCACCGAACCUUCGAGCACGACGUGCAGACCCUGAGCACCCAGGUGUCCCAGGUGCAGGAGGCCGCCGCCCGCCUGACCGAGGCCUACGCUGGGCCACGUGCGGAGGAGCUGCGGGCGCAGGAGGGUUUGGUGAGCGCGGCCUGGGCCGAGCUCCGCGGGCGCUGCCAGCGCCGCCGCCGCCUCCUCGGGGACACCGUGGAGCAGUUCCGGUUCCUCCGCGCCGCCCGCGACCUCCGGCUCUGGAUGGACGGGAUGCACCUGCAGCUGCAGGCCCGGGAGCGCCCCAGGGAUGUGACAGCAGCCGAGCUGCUGAUCCAGCAGCACCAGGGGCUCCGGGCCGAGCUGGACGCGCGCGGCGGCUCCUUCGAGUCGUGCGUGGCUGCGGGGACGGCGCUGCUGCAGCGCGGCCACCACGAGGCCGACAAGCUGUCCCAGGAACUGGCCGAGCUGCAGGAGCGGCGCCGGGACAUCGGGAAGCGCUGGCAGGACAAGCUGGACUGGUUGCAGACCGUGCUGGAGGUGCUGGUGUUUGGCCGCGAUGCUGCCAUG